CAUAUCUUUGUUCGUGUCUUCAUCAGAUUUGUGUUGAGAUGAACUUGCGCUCUGACUCCUCUGGCUUUGCGCGACCCUAUAGCCCACCUGCGUCUGGAGAGUAUUUUUAAAAGCAGGGCACGAGCGCGAGCGCGUCGCGUAAAGCGCACCACUUCAAAAGCUUCUAAAGCUCUUCACUUAAAUCGGACAAUGCGCGUGGACACGUCGGGUCUUUGAGAACCGUGCAUACCGCACUCGUCUUUUUGUCGGAGUUACCAGAUCUUAGACUCUCACUUGGGCGGAUAGAGAGACGGAUCUCCACCGGGAUCUCCUCGCACCGCGACUGUACCUGGAGAAUCCGAUCCACUCAAAUAGAACACAGAGGAGAGUCCUGUGGAGUCUGUCCUUCUUUCACCCAGCGAGAGACUGCUGAGUUUAGACUCAGUUUAAACUCAUAUUAGCACAUCUUCCAUAACUCUGACCAGCAGCAUGUGGGACAUCAAAAGGUUAUGAGUGCACUUACAGCUUGGUGAUCCACAUAGACAAGCCAAUGAGAGGAUGGCCAGAGGUCACAUGAUCUACAGAAGCGCCUACCAGCCGGUACUACUGAUUCUACUGAGCGUGCUCCAGCUGGCGCAUACACAAAGUCCUCCUCAGUUCACUCGGACACCCGUUGAUCAGAUAGGGGUACAGGGGGGCGUGGCCUCCUUCGUAUGUCAAGCCACAGGAGAUCCACAGCCUAAAAUCACAUGGAGCAGAAAAGGCAAAAAAGUCACCAACCAGAGAUUUGAGGUGAUCGACUUUGAGGAUGGUUCAGGGUCUGUGUUGCGAGUGCAGCCACUGCGGACCCCCCGUGAUGAGGCUGUGUAUGAAUGUGUGGCAUCUAACGAAGCAGGAGAGAUCAGCGCCUCCACCCGUCUGAGUGUUCUCCGCGAGGACCAGCUUCCCACUGGUUUCCCUUCUAUAGAUAUGGGCCCUCAGCUGAAGGUUGUGGAGCGUUCUCGCACCGCUACCAUGCUGUGUGCAGCCAGUGGAACACCUGACCCUGAGAUCACCUGGUUUAAAGAUUUCCUCCCCAUAGAUACACACACUCAUGGGCGGAUCAAACAGCUACGCUCAGAGUCCUUUGGGGGUACACCUAUCCGAGGUGCACUUCAGAUUGAUCAGAGUGAAGAAACCGAUCAGGGUAAAUACGAGUGUGUCGCGACCAACAGCGAAGGAACGCGCUACUCAACACCAGCUAACCUUUAUGUCAGAGUGCGUCGCAUCCCUCCUCGCUUCUCAGUGCCACCGAUGGAUUAUGAGAUCAUGCCGGGAGGAAGUGUGAAUAUCUCCUGUCAGGCAGUGGGCGUUCCUAUGCCAUAUGUCAAAUGGAUGCUGGGAGCAGAGGAUUUGACUCCAGAAGAUGACAUGCCUAUUGGGCGGAAUGUUUUAGAGCUCACAGAUGUACGCCAGUCUGCCAACUACACGUGUGUGGCCAUGUCCACUCUCGGAGUUAUUGAAACUGUUGCCCAGAUCACAGUUAAAGCCCUUCCCAAUCCUCCAGGAGCUCCGGUUGUCAUGGAGCGAUCUGCCACCAGCAUUACUCUAAUGUGGGACAGUGGAAAUCCACUUCCUGUAUCUUACUACAUCAUUCAGUAUCGUCCCGCCUCCUCCACCGACCCCUUUAAAGAAAUUGAUGCCAUAGCAACAACUCGAUACAGCGUGGGUGGACUCAGCCCCUACUCGCAAUACCAUUUCCGGGUUGUGGCGGUGAAUUCGAUUGGCCGUGGCCCACCGAGUCAAACCGUGGAAGCUCGCACAGCAGAACAGGCGCCUAGUUCCCCUCCUCGUCGUGUCAGAGGUCGUAUGCUGAGUGGUUCCACAGCAAUGGUGCAGUGGGAGGAGCCAGAGGAAGCCAACGGUCAGGUGGUUGGUUACAGGGUGUAUUACACCUCGGAUUCGUCACUAUCUGUGAGCCAAUGGGAGAAGGAAAUGGUUCGAGGGACGAAUUUUCUGAACAUACGAGACCUGACACCGAACAAAACCUAUUAUAUAAGAGUUCUCGCUUUCACUGCAGUGGGAGAUGGACCUCUUUCCAGUGAUCUGCACAUCAUUGCCAAGACAGGAGUCCCAUCCCAGCCCACAGAACUGAAGGCAGAGGUGAAAUCAGAGACCAGCAUUCUUCUGUCGUGGAUCCCUCCUGCUCACAGUGGUACUGACGCUAUCACUGGUUAUGAGCUCAUUUACAGGCUUGGAGACCAGCCAGAGCAGAAAAUAUCAUUUGAUCCGAGCUCCAGUUAUCUGCUGAAGAAUCUGAAGCCGUUUUCCACCUACAUAUUUCAACUGGCAGCACGCAGCAAACACGGCCUGGGGGCAUUCACCAGUGAAAUCACCGUUCAGACUCCACAAACACUGUUUGCUGUGAACUUCAGAGUGAAAGCUGCUAUGAAGAGUUCAGUGCUGCUGACCUGGGAGUCACGAACCACUACUAAUAAAGCACAGUCUCUUAUUAUCUCAUAUGGUGAUGGUGAGAGUGUGGAGGUGGAUGGGCGGCUCGGGCAGAAGUUGGUGACUAAGCUGAAGCCCCAGUCUCUCUACACCUUCAUGUUAACUAGUAAAGCUGAUGCCACUGGAGGCCUGCAGCACCGUGCAGAUGCAAUGACAGCUCCAAACCUGCUGACUAGGAAACCCCAGGUUCUGGACAAGACCAGCUCUCAGAGCAUCGCUACCCUGCAGCUGCCCACUGUCCAGGGACAGGCUAAUGUCAGGGGUUUCUACAUUGUGGUUGUCCCCCUAAAGAGGCAGAGAGGAGGAAACUUCCAGAACUUAUGGAGUGAUCCAGAUGAGAUGAACAUUGAUGAGCUGCUGAGGGAGAUUAAUGGCACCGGUCGCUCUGUGCGUCUACGGAGGCAGGCCGAGGCAAAAGCAUACAUCAGCGCUCAUUUCCAGAAUCUUCCAGCUGAAUUCAAACUAGGAGACGGAUGCGUGUAUGGAGCAUUCCUAAACCGGCCGCUUGUAAACGGACAGGAGUGUGUGUGCUUCGUGCUGGCUAUUCUUGAACUGGGCCAGAAUACCGUGUACUCCACGAGUCCAUUCUCUGAUGCCGUGCUAUUCUCCGAUGUUGAGCCACAGCCAAUCAUUGAUGAGGAGGAGGGGCUUCUUUGGGUGGUGGGGCCAGUCCUGGCGGUCAUUUUCAUUAUCAGCAUCGUCAUCCUCAUCCUCCUCUUUAAAAGCAAACCAGACAGGAAGCGGGCAGAGCUGGAGGGCAGGAAGUGCAGCUUUCCCAGCAGCAGUAAAGCCAUGAGUUCCCAGCAUCCAUCUGACCCAGUGGAGCUGCGUAGAAUCAACUUCCCAACGGCGGGCAUGACCAGCCACCCUCCAGUGUCCGUCUCAGAACUGCCAGCUCACAUAGAGAGGAUGAAAGCCAAUGACAACCUGAGGUUCUCUCAAGAGUAUGAGUCUAUUGAUCCAGGGCAGCAGUUCUCAUGGGAACAUUCUAACCUUGAGAUUAACAAGCCAAAGAACAGAUAUGCCAACGUUAUCGCCUACGACCACACCAGAGUAGCACUUUCCAACAAUGAUGGUGUUCCUGGCGGUGACUACAUCAAUGCCAACUUCAUAGACGGUUACCGCCGACAGGGCUCAUACAUCGCCACCCAGGGCCCCAUGCCAGACACGUUUAGUGACUUCUGGAGGAUGGUGUGGGAACAACACACAGCAAAUAUCAUCAUGAUUACCAAACUUGAGGAGAAAUCCAGGAAUAAAUGCGAUCAGUACUGGCCCAGCAGAGGCACAGAGACGUACGGAUUGAUGCAAGUCAAUUUACUGGACACGGUGGAGCUCGCGACCUACUGCGUCAGGACUUUUGCUCUUUUUAAGAGCGGGAGUGGCGAGAAAAGGGAGGUUCGUCAGUUCCAGUUCACAGCCUGGCCAGAUCAGGGGGUACCUGAACACCCCACUCCCUUCCUGGCCUUCCUCAGACGGGUCAAAGCCUGCAAUCCCCCAGACGCUGGGCCUAUUGUGGUCCACUGCAGUGCUGGUGUGGGCCGAACGGGCUGCUUCAUUGUGAUCGAUGCCAUGUUGGAGCGUGUGAAGCAGGAGAAGACGAUAGAUAUUUAUGGUCACGUGACUCUGAUGCGAUCUCAGCGAAACUACAUGGUGCAGACAGAGGAGCAGUACGUCUUUAUUUAUGAAGCGCUGCUGGAGGCUGUUUCCUGCGGCAACACAGAGGUCCCAGCACGCAAUCUUUAUGCCUACAUCCAGAGACUGUCACAGACAGAACCGCCGGAGCACAUCAGCGGAAUGGAGCAGGAGUUUAAACGCUUAGCUAAUGCCAAAGCGCAUAACUCCCGAUUCGUCAGUGCAAGCCUUCCGUGCAAUAAGUUCAAAAACCGAUUGGUCAAUAUCAUGCCAUAUGAGACCACACGUGUGUGUCUGCAGCCAAUCAGAGGAGUGGAGGGCUCAGACUAUGUCAAUGGCAGUUUUAUAGAUGGCUACAGGCAACAGAGGGCGUAUAUUGCGACUCAGGGGCCGCUGGCGGAGACCGUUGAAGAUUACUGGAGAAUGCUUUGGGAACAUAAUUCUACUAUAGUAGUUAUGCUUACUAAACUCAGAGAAAUGGGAAGGGAGAAAUGUCAUCAGUACUGGCCGUCUGACAGGUCAGCGCGCUAUCAGUACUUUGUGGUGGACCCCAUGGCGGAGUACAACAUGCCUCAGUAUAUUCUCCGAGAGUUUAAAGUCACAGAUGCAAGGGACGGUCAGUCCAGAACAGUCCGGCAGUUUCAGUUCACAGACUGGCCAGAGCAGGGCGUACCCAAAUCUGGUGAAGGCUUCAUUGAUUUUAUUGGUCAAGUGCACAAAACAAAGGAGCAGUUUGGUCAGGAUGGACCGAUCACGGUACAUUGCAGUGCUGGUGUUGGGAGGACAGGUGUAUUUAUCACUUUGAGUAUAGUGCUGGAGAGGAUGCGAUACGAAGGAGUGGUUGACAUCUUCCAGACUGUCAAAAUGUUGCGCACUCAAAGACCAGCCAUGGUGCAGACAGAGGAGCAGUACCAGUUCUGCUAUCGAGCAGCGCUGGAAUACCUGGGCAGUUUUGAUCACUAUGCAACAUAAAACCUUCCCCUGGACCAAGGGCCACAUCAUUACACACGAGACCUGCGUCUGAUCAAUCUGACAGCUUCUUUCUGUUGCCCACAGCUCAAGAGUCUGUUUGAUUUCUCCCGACAGCACACAGUUUAAUAGCCAGACAGGGAGGGCAGCUGGGAUACAGAUUUGUCACAACAAAUUGUUGCUCCAAUCAUAUAGCUGAAAGUUGUCAGGUCAUAAAACUCUGGCAACCGGCCAGCAGAUCCAAUGAAAUCACAGGAACCCAACAAUGUGCUGUCUGGACUGAUUCAACAGACCAAAACCGAGGGAGAAAACAAUCAAGCAGUUUGAUGGUAUCAUCAUUUGUUUCAAUACCAGAACCCCCCUAAAAUACAGUUUAUUGAGGAAUGCAUUGAGGGUUUAGAGUUUCCUCUGCUUUUGUCACCAGUCGUAUAGUGGAUCCACCAACUCACUAAAGUCAUACAUACGAAAUUAAAUUCAACGACACCCCAAGUAUUGGUGCUUAUGCCAGUAUCCUGUUUGUUUAUCUGUUGCACACACACAUAAAUAUAUACACAUAGAUACAUAUCUAUCACAGAUUUAAGACAAGGAAAAAUCACAAGCUGAAAAUGGAGAUUUGUCUAAAAAACUGUGCAAUAUUGAACGUGAACCGCACCUUCAAGCUUAAAACCACUCAAGUAUUAAACAUAUUCUCACUGUAAUUAUAUUGUCUCUUUAAUCCUAUAUAGUAUAAAAUAUAAAACAAAUUGUCAUUAUGCAUAUUAGCACAAUAUAUAUAUAUAUAUAUAUAUAUAUAUAUAUAUAUAUAUAUAUAUAUAUAAAUAAGUUGUCAAUGUAUUGAGUGAUAUUUAUACUAUGUGAGUGAGGUACUUGUCAGUGCACAUAAGGUAUGAAAAGUACCGUUUGCAGUAAUAUAUUUUUUUUCCACUAAACUUACCAAAACAACUAUUCACAUGCAGGAUUGGAAGAACAAAUGUUGCACUCUAAACAUGAGGUGACACGUUUAAAACAAUGACAUAAUGGAUCAUCUGACACUGGUAGUGCCUUAUCAUAGUCACAUGUUUAAAAUGGUUCGCUAUUAAAGUUAAAUGUUCCACAUGUAUGGAUAUUAACCUGCUUUUAUGUAAAAAAUAAAUAAAUAUAUAUAUAAUGCUUAAUAAAACCUGAAGUAAAUACAGUUACAUCUUACAGAGUGAAUUUGAAUAUAUAUUUCACACCAAGACCAAUUUUAAGUACCGGGGUGGUUUAUUCAUUCAAGUGAAGUACUGCCAAGAUGACUAGACAAUUCUAUUACUGAAAGCCAAUAUGUGUCCAUUUUUGAGAGGACACACAUUUAUUGAAUCUAUAUUGGGCCAAGAGAACUGCAUAUUCCAUUUCAUGUAUAAUAGCGAUUAUAUUAUAAAUGAUUUGUAAUUGAAAUUAUAACUGAGUAUAGAACAGGAAAUAGUUUUCUCACUUUCAGUCCAUACCGCUGCAGGAAACGUGCAUUUCUAACUGUUAAUGUCUGCAAUCUGGUUUAUCAGCCUUGAAAUAGUAUUAAUGAUGUUAGUGUGUUAACAUCAAGAUAAAGAACAUUUUUCAUGCUGGUGAGGAUGCAUUCGAAAGGGGGAUUUUAAAAGCCAGAGCCAGUUGAACUAAAUUACAUUUUAAAAGACGUUUCACUAGAAGUCUGAUGUCCAGAUUUUGAUUCAUAAAACAUUGCAUGAUAAAUUAGAUCUGCAACUUUGGGAACAAACUUGCACAUAGAAACGGCCCAAUUGUGUCUAGAUCAAUAUCAUGGACCGUAACAGUCGUAUGGUUAUGGUUUGGGAUAUAACUGCACUCUUGUUCUAUGCACUAACCCUUACUAUUUCUUCAACACAGAAUGUUAUUUGUAUUGAAUGAGAUGAAUUUCACAGUGUGUGCAUGUUAAGAGAAAAAUGAGUUUUGGUUCCAAAGCUUAAGACAAUAUGUGCAUAUUGUUAUUGUUGAAAACUUUAGAUGAUAGAGUGGUUUAAUAUGAGUGGUUGUCCUUCUAGUCCAGUGGUAAUAGUCAUCAUUCAGUAAUUCCAAGAAAGUCUGGUCACUGCGAACUUCAGCUCAUUGUACGUUCGGUGUAAAGAAAUGUUUACCUUUCUUUGCAGCAUCUUUGUCUUUGUGUACUUUUUUUUUUUUUUUUAACCGGAGUUGAGUCAGUUUUGUAUUUGAAAUCUAACAUGCAAUUCUUCCAUUAUCUACCUUCUCCAUAUUGUUACACUUUACAACAUAUAUAUUUUACAACCAAGUUUCAGGGUUUUUCAAAUUUCAACUUUAGUUGAAACUAGCUAUGCUUAUAUUUUCAAGAGGAUAUCAGUUAGCGUUUCAGUCUAUGCUGAUCUGUCAGUGUUUUGAGGAAAAAGAAGAAAAAAAAAUCAUCUAUUUUCCAGUGCAUGACAGUCCCCAUUUGUACAGAUGUGAAGGCACCAUUAGAUUUUGAUGAAUCAUGACAUUGUUUCAUGUGAAAAAUAAACUAGCACAAUCUAUAUCAUGUAAUCUGACCAAAUAUGCAUUGUAUCACCAUUUUCAUAUUGUCGAACGUUGUGAGUGGUUUUACAAUUUCACCCAUCAAUUAAUGUGAAACACAAAAGGGAAAUCUUUUACCUCUGAUUUUGUAGUAAAUGUAAAUAUUUCAGAGGAUGUUCUUUUUUUUUUUAAUUUUCCUACUUUAUGUUUUAAGGACAGGUGUGUGAGAAUACAAUUGUAUUGGAAAAGUUUUAUUUGUUACAAAUAAAAUGGUAAGAAUA
This is a messenger RNA of Carassius gibelio (silver crucian carp), 7829 nucleotides long. RefSeq names its product receptor-type tyrosine-protein phosphatase S. Gene Ontology annotation, biological process: synaptic membrane adhesion; peptidyl-tyrosine dephosphorylation. The record is from RefSeq and is a predicted model, not a curated record. The transcript has 34 exons. Gene Ontology annotation, molecular function: protein binding; protein tyrosine phosphatase activity. The coding region runs from base 538 to 5073 and encodes 1511 amino acids. NCBI's taxonomy places the organism in Eukaryota, Metazoa, Chordata, Actinopteri, Cypriniformes, Cyprinidae.